Messenger RNA from Ochotona curzoniae (black-lipped pika), 2284 nucleotides. It is a transcript of the gene POFUT4, whose product is annotated as fucosyltransferase 11. The transcript is spliced from 3 exons. Lineage: Eukaryota; Metazoa; Chordata; Mammalia; Lagomorpha; Ochotonidae. The record is from RefSeq and is a predicted model, not a curated record. Gene Ontology annotation, cellular component: Golgi membrane. Gene Ontology annotation, molecular function: alpha-(1->3)-fucosyltransferase activity. Bases 132 to 1607 code for a protein of 491 amino acids.
CCAGUAGUCCUUGCUCCAGCUCCAUUCGCGCAUGCGCCGUGCUACCUACCGCAUGGCGUAAAUCCUCCUCUGGCCGCUAUCGCGGGGCGGGUCUUGAGUGGCUGGAAGGGCCCCCUGUUGUCAGAGUGGACAUGGCGGCCUGCCGCUUCAGGGCCGUGCUGGUAGCGCUGGGAGUGCUCAGGGUCUGUGCUGCUAGCUCCGGGCCCGGAGCACAAUCGGAGGCCGGAGGGGAGGCAGAGUGGGAGGAACCGUGGGAUGGCGCGGUUUUCCGUCCACCCUCGCCCCUGGGCGCGGUGGGCAUGGCGCGCAGUUCCGGAGGCUCACAGCCAGCUGAGGUGGCCGCCGACUUGCCGGUGCUGCUGUGGUGGAGCCCAGGGCUGUUCCCCCACUUCCCGGGGGACUCGGAGCGCAUCGAGUGCGCGCGCGGCGCGUGUGUGGCGUCCCGGGACCGGAGGGUGCGGGGAGACGUGCGGACCCGUGCGCUGCUCUUCUACGGCACUGACUUCCGCGCUUCUGAGGCGCCGCUUCCGCGCCUGGCGCACCAGAGCUGGGCGCUCCUGCACGAAGAGUCGCCCCUCAACAACUUUUUGCUGAGCCAUGGCCCGGGCAUCCGCCUCUUCAAUCUUACCGCCACCUUCAGCCGCCACUCGGACUACCCGCUGCCGCUGCAGUGGCUGCCCGGGACAGCUUACCUGCGCCGCGCGGCGCUGCCGCUGCAGGAGCGCAACGAGUGGCGACGCCGGGGCUACGCCCCGCUGCUCUACCUGCAGUCCCAUUGCGACGUGCCUGCAGACCGGGACCGCUACGUGCGCGAGCUGAUGCGCUACAUCCCGGUGGACUCGUACGGAAAAUGCCUGCAGAAUCGGGAGCUGCCCACCGCCCGGUUACAGGACACAGCCACAGCCACCACCGAGGAUCCAGACCUGCUGGCCUUUCUGUCCCGCUAUAAGUUCCACCUGGCUCUCGAAAACGCCAUCUGCAAUGACUACAUGACAGAGAAGCUGUGGCGUCCCCUGCACCUGGGGGCGGUGCCCGUGUACCGCGGCUCUCCAUCCGUGAGGGACUGGAUGCCCAACAAUCAGUCCAUCAUCCUGAUUGAUGACUUCGAGUCUCCUCAAAAACUGGCAGAAUUUAUUGACUUUCUGGACAGGAACGACACGGAAUAUAUGAAGUACCUGGCAUACAAGCAGCAGGGGGGCAUCACCAACCAGUUCCUCCUGGAGACUCUGAAGAAGCGAGAAUGGGGUGUGAACGACCCUCUGCUGCCCAACUACCUCAACGGCUUCGAGUGUUUCGUCUGUGACCAUGAACUGGCUCGGUUACAUGCCGAGAGAGCCCACACUGCCUCUCCUGGGGACAGCCCUGUUCCCAAACCUCACAUAGCCCAGCCCGCACACAUGGACUGCCCCAUGCCCACCCCGGGCUUUGGCAGAGUGGAGGAGAUCCCGGAUAAUGACAGCUGGAAGGAGAUGUGGCUGCAAGAUUACUGGCAAGGUCUGGACCAGGGGGAAGCUCUCACAGCCAUGAUCCACAAUAAUGAAACGCAGCAGAGCAAGUUCUGGGAUUAUCUGCAUGAGAUCUUCAUGAAAAGGAAUCAGCAUCUUUAGUUGCCUUCGAGCCUUUCACUUGUCAAGCUAAGGAAAUGUUAUUCCAUCAGGGGAAAGAGAAUCUGCUUUCACGAGCUCUUGAGGAACACCACAUUGUCCCAGAUUCAAGAUGAGCGCCAUCUUCACCAUGUUUCUGGGGUAGACAGCCCCUGCUCGAGGAGAGCUGAAGGCGUCCAGUUCCUUGAGCCCGUGUGAUGCUCACUUCUCUCACUGUGCCAUCUUCCUGAUUGUACUUGACAGCCAAAGGUGAGAAGUCACCAAAUGGUGACAUAAAAAUUCUCCUCUUGUAUCCCUCAAGCUCCGUAAGAGGUGGUGCCUUUCUCAGCUCUUUUGCUCUGCACUUGCUGUAUAAACGAUGGUGUGAGUAGAAAUGCAAAGCUGCUGGUCUGUUUUAUUUCGUAAAAUCAUUUACCCUGUCAUUCAUGAUAACAUUUUGUACUUUAAAUGCCUUUUCCUUUUCUGGUUUUGGGCCCUUCUCUACAAUUUCAGAUGUCACUGGUUUGUUUCUUAUGUAGCCUGUCAUUAGAAUUUGUUCCCAUCUCGGGUACAGAUUCAGUGGCUGAUAGUUGCCAUGGUGACUUCCUGAACUUUUUUGUUUUUGAUCAAAGAGGAAUACUAAGACUGGAAAUUGUGGCAGAAAAAUCAAAUAGCGCCCCUCAUUUACUUUAUAACUGAUU